CUUCAAAGAAACCACUCUUUUCGUUUCCAUUUAAAGCUUGCUGCUUUUUACAGGUUCUACAAAUCAAAGAAGGGUGAGAUGGGGAGAGGGAAGAUUGUGAUUAGAAGGAUCGAUAAUUCGACGAACAGGCAGGUGACCUUUUCGAAAAGAAGAAAUGGGUUGCUGAAGAAGGCAAGAGAGUUAUCAAUUCUUUGCGAUGCAGAAGUUGGAGUCAUCGUCUUCUCCAGCACUAGCAAGCUUUAUGAGUAUUCUAACACUAGCAUGAAAUCAGUUAUUGAACGCUUCAACAAAGUGACAGAGGACAACCAGCAGCUAUUGAGUCCCACUUCAGAAAUUAAGUUUUGGCAAAGGGAGGUAGCAACCUUGAGGCAACAACUACGAUACUUGCAAGAAUGCCACAGGAAACUGAUGGGGGAAGAACUCUCUGGUUUGAGUGUCAAAGAUCUACAGAACUUGGAACACCAACUCGAAAUAAGUUUGAAGGGUAUCCGCAUGAAAAAGGACCAAAUUUUAACCGACGAAAUUAAAGAACUGACCCAGAAGAGAACUCUCAUUCAUCAAGAGAAUCAGGAACUUCUCAAGAAGGUAGACCUCAUCCGUCAUGAAAAUAAGGAACUGCAAAAGAAGGUUUAUGGGGCAAGGGAUGUCAAUGAAGAGACAAGAAGUUCACGACCAGCACUCAUCUUUAAUUAUGAUCUGCAUACAUCCAUCGAUCUCCAAUUAAGCCCGCCACAACAACACAACAAUGAUAAAUCAGCAAAAUAAACAAAAUCAUGAUUACAACUUCAAUAGCAAAUGCAGGGGGAUAGAUGUCAGCAGUGACCACUUGCAACUAGCCACAAAGUCAGAAACGAACCAAGUUUCUAUAGAAGAUCUCUCAUUUCAGCUACUAGACAGAAUUAUUUCAGAAGCGGGAGCACUAAAAUGGUAAUAUAGAUUCUAUAAAACAAGCUCUAUGUUUUGCUGUAAAUUUAUGCAAUAAUGGGAAAGCUUUUUCUUAUGCAAAAUGAAACAGAUACUUAAAAAAGUUGUCAUGAUCAAUGUAAUUGAACUAUUUGUCGCGAUUGUGGUACAUAUAUUUGUUUAAUGAAGAUUCGCUUACAUUAGGAACAAUAAUUCCCAUUCCAUAAUAAUCAUAAACUUUUUUCAAGUUAUAGCUAGUAACAUAAGAUCUUCAACUCUGUGAAGAGCAGCAAUACAUUUUUUUUCACCAAAAAAAAAAAAAAAUAAAAUAAAGUAAAAUAGAAAGACGAUAGAGCA
Tripterygium wilfordii is the source of this 1260-nucleotide messenger RNA. RefSeq names its product MADS-box transcription factor 23-like. Gene Ontology annotation, biological process: positive regulation of transcription by RNA polymerase II. The transcript has 9 exons. The record is from RefSeq and is a predicted model, not a curated record. Gene Ontology annotation, cellular component: nucleus. Bases 79 to 765 code for a protein of 228 amino acids. NCBI's taxonomy places the organism in Eukaryota, Viridiplantae, Streptophyta, Magnoliopsida, Celastrales, Celastraceae. Gene Ontology annotation, molecular function: RNA polymerase II cis-regulatory region sequence-specific DNA binding; DNA-binding transcription factor activity, RNA polymerase II-specific; protein dimerization activity.